Molecule: messenger RNA, 474 nt
Organism: Rangifer tarandus platyrhynchus (Svalbard reindeer)
Lineage: Eukaryota; Metazoa; Chordata; Mammalia; Artiodactyla; Cervidae
Source: the annotation of a GenBank genome assembly
AUGUCUAAAUCCAUCCCUGUCUGGCCUCAGCUUCCUUCGAAUUGUUCCUUCUCCCAGCGUGGCCUCCGCGAAGGCUGGGUCCCUUAUUAUCGUGACUCAUUUUUGACACGUGCCCACAGCGGAGUUGGGGCCCUGCUGCUGCUGGUAGACCUCCGACGGCAGGAGGGUGGCUGUGGGAGGUACUGCUGUGGCCUCAGUCAUUGUCGUGUUUGGGACCUGGCCCCUGAUCUGGAAACAGAAUUGUCGGUUCCAAAGCCCCUCACCAUGCACUCGCUGCUCAUGAAAGAAGCCUGGACUCAGCUGGUCGAUGAGGAGAAGUCACAGGACAGAGGUUCUGGGAGACGAGACGCCAUCUUGGCUGAUCUAGCUCCAGCUGCACUUACAGCCGGAUGGCCCCACACGGGUCCUCUAACACUACCUGUCCAGGAGCAGAAGAGCUGCCCAGCUGAGCUCAGCCUGCCUACAGACUUCUGA